AUGAUGAAAGAUCAGUCAAGUAAAAAAAAAAGACUACCAAAUUUCUCGAAUUUAGAAAAAAUCAGAUUGAUAGAAUUAGUAGAGCGUGAAAAGAACAUCAUAGAAAACAAAAAGACAGACAAUGUUAGUGUGAAUGAUAAAGACGCCUGCUGGAAAAAUAUUACAAAUGAAUUUAAUAGUAAUUCUAUAUCAGGACAUCGGGAUGUCGCGUGUUUAAAAAGUUGUUGGGACAACUUGAAGAAGAAAACUCGAAAAUAUUACGCUGACAUACGUAAUGAAGUUUUUAAAACAGGCGGUGGAAAGAUCAAUAUCAUUGAUGAUCCAAUUGCUGAAAAAGUAAAAAGUAUUAUUCAGCCAUCAGUUGAGGGUCUACAAAAUAAUUUUGAUAGUGAUUAUAUGCCCGGUAUGCUAUAA
This is a messenger RNA of Vollenhovia emeryi, 414 nucleotides long. RefSeq lists its product as uncharacterized. The transcript has 2 exons. The record is from RefSeq and is a predicted model, not a curated record. Bases 1 to 414 code for a protein of 137 amino acids. NCBI's taxonomy places the organism in Eukaryota, Metazoa, Arthropoda, Insecta, Hymenoptera, Formicidae.